AUGAGUACCGGCAUUCCCUUAAGCUCUGUGGUUAAUGCGCUUGGCUUGGCCACAACUACCCGAAUUGAUGAUCUCCCCAACUUUAUAUUGGCGGAAAUCCUUGCUCGACUUCCUCGCAAAAAAACAGUAUUUCGAGCCAAGUGUGUGUCCAGGCGUUGGUUGAGUCUCCUCUCAGACCCUUAUUUUGUUAGGACCUUUUUAAGUCUCCAAGGCGUUGAUGAAGGAAAUGCAUUUAUAGGUGCAGGUAUUCUUGUUGUUUUGCCCUUCCCUAAGAAUAAACUCAGACCCAAACUUGAAGUCCAUGCGCAUCCGGUAGUCAAAACAAAAGAAAGCCAUUUCUCUCUGGAUUUCCUCCCAUGUUUUCAAGAAGAGAAAGAACGAGAGGUUCGACUAUUGGUGGCAGGAACAUAUAAUGACUUGGUUUUGUGCUGCAAAAGCUACAGAACCUACGAGGAGGAUGGGGAGAUUUACUCCAUCCGUAAUCCUUACUACAUCUGUAAUCCAUAUACGAAGCAGUGGGUUGCUCUUCCUCCGAACCAUCUCAGAGUCCCCUUCGGCUGUGGAACACUUGUGGGAUUCAUCUGUGAACCAUACUUUAGGUACUCUGCAGAUGGCAAAGAAGAACAAACUAGUAGUAUCACCCUUAAUGCCGAGUAUAGGUGGAGUGUUGUGCAAAUGGUAAUUUGUUUUCUAUCAUCAACGCUUGAAUUACAUAUGGAGAUCUUCUCUUCCGAGACUCGACAGUGGAAGCAAUUGGUUGUACAAUGCCCACCAAGCUUUAUAUGUUUGGGUGCUGGUUCGGAGGUCGUUGCUUACAAUGGAAUGUUGUAUUGGUUGUUAGGUGCUAAUAAUAAUAUUGUUGAUUUGGAUCCAAUGUUCAGUAGUGAUGUUAUUGAUCAAUGCCGUUUUGGUAUCAACGGCACCAUAUAUACAUACAUGUGUCUAGGUGUUUGCGGCGGACGUCUGCGGAUGUGCCAGAGGGAUUUUGUAGGUAAGCAGGAUUUUGUAGGUAACCGUCACCUAAGUGUUUGGGAGUGGAAAGAAGAGGUGGAUGACAAUGGAUGCAAGAUGCAAAAAUGGUGCUUGAUAGUUGACCGUCUUUCCAUCAACCAGCUGGUUUUAAAAUAUCCUUUGAUCUCUGAAAAUAAAUUGCCGUAUGGUAGGAAGUUUCAGGUGCUAGGUUUUCACCCAUACAAUGAGGAUGCGGUGUUUUUGGAGACUGAGCACCCAAAUUGCAUUGCUCUGUGCAAUAUGCGCGAAAGAACCCUAGAGAUGGUUUCAGAAUUUGAUCCUAAGAUCAAUUUGGAAAGCUGGUUUGGAAGUUGGUUUCGCUCUGCGUGUUUGGGAAGCAGAAACGUCUACCCAUAUGUGAUCCCGUGGUUGCCUACACCUGUCCCUAAACUCUAG
Messenger RNA from Rosa chinensis, 1407 nucleotides. RefSeq lists its product as uncharacterized. The record is from RefSeq and is a predicted model, not a curated record. Lineage: Eukaryota; Viridiplantae; Streptophyta; Magnoliopsida; Rosales; Rosaceae. Bases 1 to 1407 code for a protein of 468 amino acids. The transcript has a single exon. Gene Ontology annotation, molecular function: protein binding.